UAUUGCUGAGAACCUCCUUCUGCAUCUGAAUCCUGUGUAUCCAUUUCUCUGGUGGAUUCUCCAACAGAAGCAACAAGACAGAAUGGCGAGUCAGGGAUUAGAAAUCCUGGGUGUCACGUUAGCAACUCUGGGCUGGCUAGUUGGCAUUGUCUCGUGCGCCUUGCCCAUGUGGAGGGUGACGGCCUUCAUCGGAUCAAACAUCGUGACGGCGCAGGUCAUUUGGGAGGGAAUCUGGAUGAACUGUGUGGUGCAGAGCACGGGCCAGAUGCAGUGCAAAGUCUACGACUCCAUGCUGGCUUUGUCCCAGGAUCGGCAGGCGGCUCGGGCACUGUGUGUGAUCUCCAUAUUGCUGGGCGUGCUGGGAAUCUUGGUUUCGGUCGUAGGGGCCAGAUGUACCAACUGCAUUGAGGAGGAAGCCACCAAGGCUAAGAUAAUGAUUGCUGCUGGAGUGACGUUCAUCUGUGCAGCAGUCAUGCAGCUCAUCCCUGUGUCCUGGUCGGCCCACACUAUCAUCAUGGACUUCUACAACCCUUUGAUUACCGAAGCCCAGAAACGGGAGAUGGGCGCUUCUCUAAAGCAGUGCGCGUCCACAACCAUGUCUGUCGGGUUGGAGCUCAUCGGGAUCACGUUGUGCGUGCUGGGAUGGCUUCUCGCCAUCGUCUCCUGCGCCCUGCCCAUGUGGAGGGUCACGGCCUUCAUCGGCUACAACAUCGUGACGGCGCAGGUGAUCUGGGACGGCCUUUGGAUGAGCUGCGUGGUUCAAAGCACCGGUCAGAUGCAGUGCAAGGUCUACGACUCCAUGCUUUCGCUUUCCCAGGAUCUCCAAGCAGCCCGGGCCCUCACCGUCAUCUCCAACCUGUUGGUCAUCCUAGCCGUGCUGGUGUCCGUCGCAGGGGCUAAAUGUACCAACUGCAUCGAGGAUGAAUCAUCCAAGGCCAAAGUCAUGAUCGUGGCUGGUGUUAUUUUCAUCGUGGCCGGCAUCAUGCAGCUGGUUCCCGUCUGCUGGUCUGCAAACACUAUCAUCAGGGACUUCUAUAAUCCGUUACUGAGCGACGCGCAGAGAAGGGAGCUCGGGGCUUCGCUCUACAUCGGCUGGGCUGCCACGGCUCUUCUAAUUAUGGGUGGAUUGCUGCUGUGUUGCUCUUGCCCACCACCAAGGGUGACUUAUUCUGCACCACGCUCUUCAGUAACGCCAGCGUAUGACAGAAGAAACUACGUCUGAGUUGCAAAAUGAGAUGGACUGUUUUAUGUUAGGUUUUGUUUCCAGACAAGGGUACAUAAGUGCCCUCUCAGACUCCAUUAUGAAGGAGAAUGUUUGACUUUUUAUUUAUCGAAUGCCUAAAAAGAUUUUUUGGACUUUUGAUUUAUUGUGUGUAUUAUUGUGGCUCAUGAUCAAAACGUGAUGGCACAUGACUAGAAGAGUAUUUCAUUUUUAUACAAUCUUAAUUCUCAAUUACUUUGAUGAGCAGUGUGUAUUUUAUUGUAGAAUACUGUAUACGUGCAGUGUAAGAUUAUCCAUACUUGUGUAUACUGUAGUGUGGGAAAAGAACUAGACAACUGAGAGGAUCGUGAAUAGCUCUUUGUUGGCAGUGAAGCAAAAAGGAACGUUUGGAUCAUGCUGUCUCUACACUACACUGGAAGAUACUGUUCUGCAGUUUUUAUGGUGCAUUUCUGCUCCUUGCAGAAAGAAACUAAACCUUUAAUUGAUUUCAAUUGUAUUUGGUUUAAUGUACAUCUGAAGUGUAAUAAUACCGUGUUAAUAAAUUUUGUU
Trichomycterus rosablanca is the source of this 1771-nucleotide messenger RNA. RefSeq names its product claudin-3-like. Lineage: Eukaryota; Metazoa; Chordata; Actinopteri; Siluriformes; Trichomycteridae. Bases 83 to 1222 code for a protein of 379 amino acids. Gene Ontology annotation, biological process: cell adhesion; bicellular tight junction assembly. The transcript is spliced from 2 exons. The record is from RefSeq and is a predicted model, not a curated record. Gene Ontology annotation, cellular component: bicellular tight junction; plasma membrane. Gene Ontology annotation, molecular function: structural molecule activity.